AAUCGCCAUGUGAUUCUGAACCAUGUUUUAACGGAGGAAAAUGUUCGACUGUUGGAGAUUCAUUCGAGUGUAAAUGUCCUUCUGGUUAUAAAGGGAAAAGAUGUCAGCAAAUAGGUACGACUUCAUUCUAUUUCAUUUUCUUUUGCACAUUUCUAUUAAUUUAUACCUUUGUAAUUCUUUAACCAAAAUUGUGAAAAAAUGUUUUAGUAUCUCCGUGUGAUUCUGGACCAUGUGAAAAUGAAGGUGAAUGUUCAAAUGUUGGAAAUUCCUUCGACUGUAAAUGUCCUUCUGGUUAUAAAGGAAAAAGAUGUCAGGAAAUAGGUACGAUUACGGCACCGUAUCUGUUGCACAUUGCUAUUAAUUGAUACCCUUUGUAUUCCUUUAACCAAAAUUGUGAAAAAAUGUUUUAGUAUCUCCGUGUGAUUCUGGACCAUGUGAAAAUGAAGGUGAAUGUUCAAAUGUUGGAAAUUCCUUCCAGUGUAAAUGUUCAUCUGGGUACAAAGGAAAACGAUGUCAGAAUAAAGGUAUUGAAAGCAAGUUGCAUAAUAAUGUUAUUAUAUACUUGUAUAUACAAAGCAAUGGUACUCAUUCGGUAUGGAAUUAACCGAUAUAUGGGAUGAAAAGAAGAUACGGCUGGUACUGAGUUCUAUCAUUAAAUCACAUUGAACCACAGGCGAAACUUUUAUAACAGUAUAAAAUUGCCAUGCAAUUGCAACUUUCCUUAAAGCGUGUUAUUUCUUUAAUUAUAAAAAAUGUUUAAAUAAUUGUUUAAAUAAAUGCCCCAUGUGAUCGCUUUAAUUUUGUUCAAAAGUAAAUAAUUUUUAACACAAAAAAAUUUUUCGUUUAAUCUUUAUGUAUUAUUUAAAACAUGGCUUAUAUAUCAUAAAACACUGCUGGCCAAGUCUAUUUAGGUCUGAUAAAUCACGUACUGCGGAUGUUUUAAAGUUGCUUCAAAAACGAUUGAUCUAGUAAGUUCAUUGGCAAAGCAAUUCUCAAAAAAUACGUUGUGUAAGUCGAGAAAAUCAAAGUUUAUGCAAAUCAAGGGAAAUCUCUAUCACAUAUAUAAAGAUACGACACGCUUAUGAUUUUUCUUUGAGUCACUGUUUUCCUCAUGAAUUUUUAAUGAGUUUUUGAAGCCUUUACACAAACCUCUUUUACAAUUUAUAAAACGUAUUUCAUAUACAUGUUUAAUUAAAACAUGAUCUACUGAUAUCUAGUGAGAUUUUCAUAGUGGAAAAUUGACAAUGUCCUUCGUUCUGACUUACUUAUAGUAAUCUGUAAUUUUGUUUUUGAAAAACUGUAGUAUCCAAUUUGCACUAAAAAUCAUGUAUUACGUGUACUAAUGAUGCACGGGACAAAUUUUACAUACACAAUCCUGGAUAUAUCGUUUAUUAAAAACAUGUACUGACUCUGUAACUGACUCUAUUUUUGAUAAACAUUUGGAAUCUACCAAUGAAUAAAUCAAAUUCACUAACGCCCUAAUAACAUCCCUAUUAUGAUAAUGGUGGGAAAUCUUUUGAAGAGGGAGGAUUGGCUCAGUCAACCCGGGCCGUACUAUGAAAGGAAAAAUUACAAAACUUUGCAGUCGCCCCGUUAAUUGAGCAAGUGAAGCAAAUCAGGCUUCAAAAAUAAUUUCUUAACUGUUUCACACAAAAAAGAUUUAAAGUUUUAUGCAUAACUUAAAAGUACCUUAAAAAUGAUGAAGAAUGGCUUGAACAAUUUAUUCACAGCUCAUCUCGUUCCCAAGUUAUCGAGCAUUUUGUAUUUUUGUGUCAUGACGUCACCAGUUGUACUCGAGAUGGCAGCAAAAGAAGAAAGUCUAAUAUCUCAGAAGUGAUUCAACGAAAUUGAAUGAAAUUUGGUACAGUUGGUAAGUGCGUCUAAGAAAACAUUUUGGAACGUUUAUACGGUUGUCAUAGUAAUACACUGGUUAUCAGGUCUCCCCUUCUUAUUUUAGUGAUGUCUAACAACGAUAAAAAUAAAUGAACAUAACAAAAACGACUGUCUUGUUUGUUGGAAGCAAAGAAUUGGACAAAUAGGACAAGAGAGUACUGGUAACUAAUGUAUUACUGUGACAACCAUACCAUAGAAACGUUUCAAAAUGUUUGCUCAUGCGCACUUACUCACUACCAAUUUCAUUUAAUUUCGUUGAAUUUCUGGUAUAUUAGACUUUCGUCUUUUUGCUGCCAUCUUUAGCACAACCAUAGUGACGUCAUACCACAAAUAUUAUACAAUUACUUUAUGGUUUCCGUGUUUGGAUGACAAUGUUGCGAGAGUUAAGAAAAGCCAAGUGUUUGGAUUAGGCCAUCCAAACACGGAAACAAUAAAGUAAUUGUUUUAUAAAAUAACAACUUUCCGCGUUAAAAUUUCACUUUAAAAAACUUUCACUUUAAAUUUUCGUGCUUGGAUGACCUGAUCCAAACACGGGUUUCGACCAAUCAGAGCAGGCGUUAUAUAUAUGUUAUUUUAUAAACAAAAUUCCUGAUAACUUGGGAAGAAGAUGAGCUGUGAAUAAAUUGUUAAGGCCAUUCUUCAUCAUUUCAAGGUACUUUCAAGUGAUGCACAAAAUUGGGGAUUUGUGAUUUGAUCUAAUAUCAUAUACCAUAUGUAUAGCUUAUAUUGACGGGAAAUAGACAUUGUUCCAAUGUCCUAACACAUGUAAAUCCUGCUAGUGAUAAGAACAUGUAUCUGAGUACUAUACUGUGACAAAACCUUAAACUCAGUACAACUUUACUGGUCAAUAUUCUCCUCAAUAUAACGUUUUGUAAAUAUAUCAAGAGCCCUCAAAAACGACACAGAGCUAAUUAUUGCUCUAGUAGGACAAUCCUUCAAUAAUAUUAAAACUGCUUAUCUGAAAGACAAAAUCGUCAAUUCAUACAACAUAUGACUUUGUCAACAAAACGCAACAGGCUACACCAAAAAUACAAAAUGAAACUUGGAUGUUUUCUCAUUUCAGUCGUAGCAGUAUGUUCAGCAACAGGUGAUCCUCAUUACAAAACAUUUGAUGGAAGACGUUACAACUUCAUGGGAAAAUGUGAGUACGUCUUGGCCAAGGACUCAAACGAAACGUUUAUAAUUCUACAAGACAGUGAACCAUGUGGUAGGGGAAAAGCGACAUGUACAAAUGCCAUCACGGUAAACAUACAAGGAACGAUAAUAUACCUGAGAAGAGGAGAAAAUGUGUUGGUCAAUGGUGCAAAUGUAACAUUGCCAUAUUCAAACCAAGGUAUGCAUGGAAACGAUACUACACGAUAUUAAUAUGCGCAUUGGCCUAUUGUAUUUUGUGGCCAGCAGGCAGGGCUGAAACAUUUUUUGAAUAUUAAGGCCAUUUGAUAAAAAAAUUAUUUUCUUUAUAUAUGCAUGAUUCGUAUUUAUGUGAUACCUCUUGUAUAUAUUACUUAAUUAUUUAAUUCAUUACUUACUAUUACCUAACUAUUCCUAUGUUACCUAACUAUACCACUGUUCAAAUUCAGACCCUUUGCUUUAAUUGUUUCAAUUAAACUUAAAACUUUCUUUCAUAUAUUCGUUUAGGAAUAAAUAUCAAAACGUUUAAGAAGCGUGGCAUAAAGAUCACAACAGACAUUGAUUUAAUUGUUGAAUAUAAUGGCGUAUUUAAUGUUUUUGUCAAAGUUACGAACAGUUAUAAAGGAAAAUUAUCUGGUCUUUGUGGCAACUUUAAUGGCAAACGUGAUGACGAGUUUAAGACGCCGAAAGAUAAACUUGUACAGAAAGCAGUAACAUUUGGAAAUUCCUGGAAAAUAGGUGACAGUUGUCCUGAUGUCGAAACUGUUGAAGAGGACCCAUGUAAAAAUGCCAGUAAACGUGCACAGAAAGCUAAAGAAGAAUGUUCUGCACUUAAAAAACAACCUUUUUCAAGAUGUAAAAAAGCCUUAGAUCCCAAUGCAGGUUAUAUAAAAGAUUGCGAGUACGAUGUCUGCGCAUGUGAAGAUAAUCCUAAGGCGUGUUUAUGUGAAUCUUUCGCUGCUUACGAAGAAGCGUGUGACGAUUUAGGAAUUGAAAUCAAAUGGAAAAAUCUGAAGAAAUUUGCGAAAUGUAGUAAGUUAAAAUAUAUUGAAUUGAAAUAGCAAUUUAUCCCCAUGGGGAUAUUGGAGACUGGAGAAAGAGGUGACGACCUGCCCACCCAACAAGAUCCAGAAUUUCCCAUAUUUCAGUGGAAAUUAUUAUAUUUGGAAUUAGUAUGCUCACUACGCGCUUCAAGUAUUGCUCUAGGAUAAUCUACUAUCAAUUUAUGAAUUUGAGCUUCCAUGUGUGAUAAACACUCCAAACACAGUUAUUGGGAAAUUCAGAAGUGUCUUUGAUUAUUUAAGGAUUCCUUUGAAACAUAUUUAAUCUGCACUCCUCCCUCAACCACCAUGGGGUUACCUGAGGGUCGAGGUGUCCGAUGAUGCCGUAUUAUGUAUAUGUAUGAAAACGAGUAGGUUAAGAUUCAGGUUAGCAACAACCCUCAUACAUUUACAGUGGGGAACAACCAUUAGAGAUGCUUUAAAGUCCUUUCUGUGCAUACGUUCUGCGCAGACCUCGGGACCCGACCGUUGGAAUGUUAUUAAUGUUUCGCACCUUCCGAAAUUUCUUGAAUUGAAUCUCUAGUCUGUAUUCAUUUACAAGCAUAUAGCGAACCAGAAGAGUGUUAAAAAUUCAGCAUAAUAUAUAUCGAAUCAUUCUUUACAACUGUAGCACUGAGUUCAAAAUGUAAACAAAGCGUUUGUUUACAUUGCGGACUUUACAGCAUCUUUAAAUAUUGAGUAUAUCAUUACUGUAUAAAUUCCCUGCACAAGCAAGUUUGACGGUUGAUACAGCUAGGCCGCGUGCGCCGAAUGAUAGUUACUCUUACCUAACGGUAGAGUUUGAUCGGCUCUGAGGUACACGGCUGUUGUCUCUUUCUCGACUCAGAGACGUUUAGCGUUUUCUAGUCGAAAAGGAGAUGUGGGGCUUAAGGGUUUUGUUGCAAAUUCAAGUCCCGAAUUUAAGACUUUGAAUGUGAGACCCGCGUACCGGGUUUCACAUUUUCUGCUCAGCCUUCAGAACACGACAAAGAACAAGAAAAAAUGGUUGUGGUAGGUUUAUAAAGUGGGAAAGAGCCAUUUAAUAGUGAGCCGGCAACACUGGUUAUUAAAUAUUUUGGGUUGGAAAUAGUUAUUAAAUAUGCAUUCACGCAAAGAGAGAACUGAGAGAAACAGUCUUUAAAGUUGUUAAUAAUGCUCAUACACUGCCUUCAGUUGAUUAAAAGAGGAAUAGAGGGCCGCUCUCUACAGCAAUAUUACAGUGUUCAAAACACGUCAACUGUCAUUCUAUAGGUUCACCAUGUUCCUCAGCUCCAUGUCGAAAUGGAGGGAAAUGUACAGAAGAAGGAAAUUCUUUCAAAUGUACUUGUCUUCCUGGGUUUAAAGGGAAAAGAUGCCAAAAAAAGGGUAUAGAAUCAUAUUAAUAUUGUCAUUUUAAUUGUGUAUAAUAUAGUUACUCAAGGAAAAGAUUCUUACAGGUAAUUUUUCUGAGUCCUGAAAUUUAUGACUGAAAUGAUCAGUAAUCAAAGAAGAGGUAUACUCCACCUGUAUAGGGUGAAUUGUUGUUGGAUUGUUAUACAUUUUCGAUUAUGGAUUGUCAGGGGGAAAUGCAAAUAACAAACACCUAUUCCCAGGAACAGCCAGCCAAUCAACGCCGCGAUAGCGACCGUUUACAAUAUUUGAAUGUAUUGUAAUUUUCCAAACUCUUUCGAUCGUAUAGUAAACGAUCGAUUCAUCAAUAAUUCAUAUUGCAUCUCAUGUAUUAUUCAAAUUUGUAUAUAAAUGUUUCCAUCCUGAGAGAACAAAAAUAAUAUGCUAAUUAUCUUCAAACAAAAUAUGACGUAAGUUCAACACGUCAAUGUUAUAUUUGUUAAAAAAAAAGCUAAACCUAUGACAAACUUGUGUUAAUUGUCAUAUCUUUUAUAAUUUUUUAAAUAAAAUUUACCGUAAAGGGACCAUUGGGCUAUUGAGUACAUACUGUGAAAAUCCUUGAUUUCCAUGGGGGCUAAUCAGUCAAUUUUUCCAGACGGGUAAUGGGAGAAAAAUUCUGUUUCCACAGGGUUUAAAGCUUGAAAAUGCAAUUCCAAAGCGGGUUGAAGACCUUUCCAUACGGGUCAGUUGCAACAAUUAACACAUGUUUGUCAUAGGUUUAGCUUUUUUUCAACCGAAAUAUAAAAUUACUCAGUUCGCCAAUGCCAAUGAACUCAUAAGAUGGGUCGUUUAUAUCAGAUAAAGAUCGGUUGCUCAUGUUUUAACUAGUACUUAUCAAUCCCUUGCGGAGAUUGCCCUACAUGGAACUGCAUUGGUGAAACGACGUUCUAACAUCUACUUUAUUAAAUAAAUUUUUCAAAAUAAUUUACAAGAAACCACCUACAUUUAGCUAGCUAUUCGAGGUAGGUGGCUUUCAAUUAAUCAAUGUAAGUAAUAUUCUUUCACCUGUUGAAGGGUAUAGGUCUGCCGGAAAUAAUCUUGAACUGUCUUUGCCAGUCUAGGUAGUGCCAAUAAAAUGAACAAGAUUUCGUUGGUAGGGAUGCAACUACCUGAGUGAAAAUAUAUCAGGAGAAUUUCGACGUUUCGAACGAAGGCCCUUCCUCUGGAGUUGGGCCAUCGCUCGAAACGUCGAAAUUCUCGUCAUGUAUUUAUAUUUAUAUCUAACCAGAAAACGUUGUGUUUCAUUACGUAUAAUCUUGUGCACGCAUCUUCCAUAUAUUCUUGAAUUAAACUAACUAAAUUAUUUCAGGUUCACCAUGUUCCUCAGCUCCAUGUCAAAAUGGAGGGAAUUGUACAGCGAAAGGAAAUUCUUUCAAAUGCACUUGUCUUCCUGGAUUUGAAGGAAAAAGAUGUCAACAGAAAGGUAGUGAUAUGCCGUGAAUUCUGUCCGUAAUUAAGCCAACGGUGGUUUCACUUAUUUCAGGGACAUUUGCGGGUUGGGGAUAAUAGAAAGGGUGCCCAGAGAUUUGCCGAAACAAAUUGAGGGCUCCAAAUUCGAAACAAGGAAGAAAGAACAUAUUCGAAAUGUUAACAAUUAUGAAAAACGUUCAAACGGGGAUUUACUCACAAAGGAUACACAUAUUGAUCACGGGCAUAUUAUCGGAAAAGGAAAAAUAAGGAUUAGAAAAACUCCUUGGCGUUCGUUUUCAAAACUAUUUCACCUUUCGAAACUAAUAAUUUUGGUUGGGGCAAUGGCAGUACCACGUAAAAAAUGUGCAAUGAUGGUGUAGCCAGCUGAGCACGCAAUUAUUAAUAUUUAUUAUACUGUACAAAUUUCUAUAAAUUACAUAAAUUCCUUAGCUUGUUUUGGAUUUUUGCAAAUAGUAAUCGCGCAUUAAAAGGACAGGAACGUCACUUAUUUUAUUAAUUAAAAAAAUACUUUUUCUAUAGAAUCGCCAUGUGAUUCUGAACCAUGUUUUAACGGAGGAAAAUGUUCGACUGUUGGAGAUUCAUUCGAGUGUAAAUGUCCUUCUGGUUAUAAAGGGAAAAGAUGUCAGCAAAUAGGUACGACUUCGUUCUAUUUCAUUUUCUUUUGCACAUUUCUAUUAAUGUAUACCUUUGUAAUCCUUUAACCAAAAUUGUGAAAAAAUGUUUUAGUAUCUCCGUGUGAUUCUGGACCAUGUGAAAAUGAAGGUGAAUGUUCAAAUGUUGGAAAUUCCUUCGAGUGUAAAUGUCCUUCUGGUUAUAAAGGAAAAAGAUGUCAGGAAAUAGGUACGAUUACGGCACCGUAUCUGUUGCACAUUGCUAUUAAUUGAUACCCUUUGUAUUCCUUUAACCAAAAUUGUGAAAAAAUGUUUUAGUAUCUCCCUGUGAUUCUGGACCAUGUGAAAAUGAAGGUGAAUGUUCAAAUGUUGGAAAUUCCUUCCAGUGUAAAUGUUCAUCUGGUUACAAAGGAAAACGAUGCCAGAAUAAAGGUAUUGAAAGGAAGUUGCAUAAUAAUGUUGUUAUAUACUUGUAUAUACAAAGCAAUGGUACUCAUUUUGUAUGGAAUUAACCGAUAUAUGGGAUGAAAAGACGGUUGAAGAUACGGCUGGUACUGAGUUCUAUCAUUAAAUCACAUUGAACCACAGGCGAAUCUUUUUUAACAGUGUAAAAUUGCCAUGCAACUUUCCUUAAAGCGUGUUAUUUCUUUAAUUUUAAAAAAUGUUUAAAGAAAUGUUUAAAUAAAUGCCCUACGUGAUCGCUUUAAUUUUGUUCAAAAGUCAUUUUUAACACAAAAAAUUUUUCGUUUUAAUCUUUAUGUACUAUUUAAAACAUGGCUUAUAUCUCAUAAAACACUGCGGCCCAAGUCUAUUUAGGUCUGAUAAAUCACGCACUGCGGAUGUUUUAAAGUUGCUUCAAAAACGAUCGAUCUAGUAAAUUCAUUGGCAAAGUAAUUUUCAAAAAAUUCGUUGUGUAAGUCGAGAAUAUCAAAGUUUAUGCAAAUCAAGGGAAAUCUCUAUCACGUAUAUAGAGGAUAUUAGACGGUUGCGAAGAGAUAUGGAUUUUAUGUUCGAGUGGCAAAAAUAAUAUCUCACGAGUGAGCGCAGCGAACGAGUGAGAUAUUUUUUUUUGUCACGAGAUAUUGUUUUUGUCACGAGAUAUUGUUUUUGUCACGAGAUAUUGUUUUUGUCACAAUAUCACGGAAUAUGGCGGAAUAUCACGGAAUAUGGCGGAAUAUCACGGAAUAUGCCGGAAUAUCACCGAAUAUGGCGGGAUAUCAUGGAAUAUCACGACAUUUUCCCGGAAUAUACCGGAACAUCACAAUAUUUUCCGAUGGUAGCCAUGCGACUGUUUGUAAACAUGGACGUCUGACAACAUAUUUUAUUACAAAAGUGAUGGAUCUUUCCCAUUUUGACGGUAAGUAACAAACAAUAACUCUAUACUGGAAGUUUUAUAUGUUGUUUAUAUUAUUAUUACGAGUGUUGAUCAAAAAUUGUGAAUCAAUAUGAUUAAUUCCUCCUGAGUUACAGCGUCUUGAAAAACAAAAGUGCUGACGUCAGCAUUAUUUCGAACUCCUUAACUGUGUUAAAGCCCGUUUACACUUGCAAUUUUUGCUGCGAUUUCUACAGCGAUUUCCUCCUAAUGCAUGUGAACAAGUCGAUGUAUUACGAAUGUUCGGCGUAGAUGUACCCUCAUCAGAACAUUCAUAACUUAUCCACUCUUUCACAUGCAUCAGAAGAAGAAAAUUGCACCUAAAAUCGCAGUAAGAAUUGCAAGUGUGAACGAGCCUUUUAUACACAAAAUUUAGUUAAAAAUUAUUGGUUAAGGUUUAAUAAGACGGGACUUUUUACCUGAUAUAAACAACUGGCUCAAAGUUGCCUUAAUUUUAGCUUUUGAUUUUUGGAUAAACGCUUGGUGGUAUAAAAUGGUCAAUUUUAACUAAAUUUUGUAUAUAACACAGUUCUGAAGGCGUUCGAAAAUAAUGCUGACGUCAGCACGUUUGUUUUUCAAGACGCUGUAACUCAGGAGGAAUUAAUCAUAUUGAUUCAAAAUUUUUGCUGAACACUCGUAAUAAUGAUAUAAAACUUCCAGUAUAGAGUUAUUGUUUGUUACUUACCGUCAAAAUGGGAAAGAUCCAUCACUUUUGUAAUAAUAAUAAUGUAGUAACGGAAAACUUUUAAUAGAUUCAUAGUCUUUGAUAAUGGUUUCCGUUUAGGAAACCGAAACGUUAGACAAAUUAAAGUAUCUUACCUUUUUGUUAAUCUGGAAGAACAAAUAAAACAUAAUCUAUAUUCUAUCAUUUAAAAUUGUACUCAUAAUUAAUUUAUUUAAUUUUAUUAGAAUUGACCAUUGACACAGAAUAGGAAGGUAUAGCAGAAGCGUAACUCAAGCAAGUAUUUGUCCGCGUUUUUACAAGCGAUUCGUCAUCAAUCACGCCAUCCUGGCUAGUACAACCGGCACUUUGUACCUAGCAAAACCUGAUAAAAACUUCCGGUUGUACUAGCCAGGAUGGCGUGAGCGAGUUAAAAUUUUCGUGGACGUAAAACAAUAAGGGAAACGACUAGAGUUACGCUUCUGCUAUAGCUUCUUAUUCUGUGCCAUUGACGUGAUGCGCUUGACGCGCGAGCAGCGAGUCCAAUUGCUGCGUAAUAAAUCUAAAACAAUUACCUUUUUCAACGACAUUGAGGAUUAAAAUCAUAGAAGAACUGUGUGUGAAGUUUUCGUCUUUGGAAAAGAGAAAUUUGAUUGGUAAAGUCUUGGAUAUUCGUUGUGUAUUUUGUGGAUUUGUUUAUUGAUUUGGCUGAAAUUGCAAGAAAUUAUUACAGUUGGUUUUGAGCUCGCGCGCUACUUGGACGGUUGGUUCUGGCGUGCGCACACAGAAUACGUGAUACUCUUACGUGAUUCGAAGAACUAUAUUGCGAAAUUCGUUCGAUUAAUAUUUGUGCGCGUGCGACAAGUAGAAUUAAAGAUCUCGCCAGAAUUAUGUUGCAUUCAAAUAAACUGCUUCAAAGUUUGCUCGCGGUGACUCUUUUACUUCAUGUGGCCAUUUGUAUCGCGGCUGUACCGUAUUCGUAUCGAACGUUGUCAUAUUCCGUUCUCGGCAAACCCACCUACUCGUAUAAAGUACCUGCGCCAAUCCCAACAAAGCACAAAUGGCUCAAGUCCAGGAUUCAGUACUACAGCAAUACCACUGCGUCAUACAACUUGACUACCACCGCUAUUCUAGCCUGUGGCGAUGUGCAUACUAAUCCAGGACCAGCUUUGGGUAGCUCUAGAAAACAAGUUGGGGCAAAACUGAACAGUUUAAGAGCUUUGUAUCUAAACGCUCGUAGUCUAAAGGCAACCGCAGAAUCUACGGACGACAAGACAAAGAAAACCAGUAAGUUGACCAUUCUUCAGAAUCUUGUUUAUCUUGAACAGCAUGAUAUCGUAUGUGUGUGCGAAACCUGGUUAAAUGAAUUAAUUCUUGAUAACGAAAUUCUACCUGGUUACACCAUUCAUAGAAAAGACCGACCCGGGAACAUGAGAGGUGGCGGAGUCCUUGUAGCGAUAAGAAAUGAACUGCGCUCAUCUCGAAGACUGCUACUUGAAGGUCAACAAAGUGAACAUCUCAUGAUCGAACUGUAUCCUGCGAACUGCUCGAAAUUCCUAUUAAGUCUCUUCUAUAGACCACCAAAUUCUGAAGAAGAUAUACUAAUUGAGUUGAGAGACUCUCUUGAUCGUUUAGAUGAAUCAUGUCAACUUGUUCUGGUCGGUGAUUUUAACCUACCCAAUAUUGACUGGUCAUUGGACUUUCCUUCUCCCACAUCUAAAGGCAGUUUCAAGGAGGAACUUUUUUGCGAGAUUAUUACAGAUCAAUUCCUCUACCAAAAAGCUGUCGGUCCGACACACCUGCAUGGUAAUAAAUUGGACUGUGUAUUCUCGAAUUCUCCGAAGCUCAUCACGAACGUGAACUGCACAAAUCCAACUGAUCUAUUUCCAACUGAUCAUUACCUUAUCGAGUUCGAUAUCAAAGUUUGUUUUCAAAAAGCAAAAUCGAUAAGACGAACAGUGUAUGACUUCAAUAAUGCAAACUUCGAUGGUGCUCGUGAACAUCUAAUGAAUGUCCCUCUCGAUUCUGCGAUAUCCAAUAAUUCAGAUAUAGACGAAUGUUGGAAAGCAUGGAAAGAUCUAUUUAUCACAGCGAUAGAUAAAUUUGUACCUAAAAAGACAGUCGUUGACACCAACACACCACCUUGGAUAGACCGGGAUGUUAAACACAUGAUUAAGAAGAAAUAUACAGCUCUACGACAAUAUCGUCAGAAACGAACGGAAGGACGAAAACGCAAACUCCGUCAGUUGAUACAGGAAACUAAGGACUUGAAAACGCCAUCAAUACAUAGAAAAAGUUCAAUAUUCCCUCGCAAAAUCACCUAAGUUAUUCUGGUCCUACCACAAACAUAUCCUCCGCAAUAGAAAUUCCCCACCUGAUAACACGUACAACAACUCAACUGCAACAGCACCACACAAAAAAGCAGAACUUUUCAACGCAUUCUUCGCCUCUGUUUUUCUUCUGAAGUCAUCUCCCCAAGAUGCAAACCUGAACAUGACACCGAAAACUGACGAAAUAAUAUCUGAUAUUCAGAUCUCGCAGAAUGAAGUCGAGCAGUACCUUAACCAUUUGGACACAACAAAGGCUUAUGGCCCAGACGGAAUACCACCACGUCUGCUGAAAGAAUUCUCAAGAGAAAUCUCGACAAGCCUCUGCAGUUUGUUCAACAUGUCCUUAACAACAGGCCGCCUACCUAUGGAAUGGAAACAUGCGAACGUUGUACUCAUCCACAAAAAAGACUGUGUCGAACCCGUGACCAACUACCGUCCCAUUUCCCUUCUGCCAAUAAUUUCCAAAGUUCUCGAAAGAUGCGUUUUCAAUAACAUUUACCCCUUUGUUCGUGUACUGAUCAAUAAUGUCCAACAUGGCUUCUUAAGAAAUCGUUCAUGUAUAACCCAGCUUCUAGGUAUACUACAUGACAUUGGUAAAAAUCUGGAUCGAAACAAACAAAUCGAUGUGCUAUACCUAGAUUUCUCGAAAGCGUUCGACUCUGUAGAUCAUGACAUCCUACUUCACAAACUACAAAUGCAUGGCAUAAACGGAACGCUUUUACGAUGGUUCGAAAACUACUUGAACGAUAGAUGGCAGCGAGUUGUCAUUGAUGGUGCAGCCUCUGCACGGUCUCCAGUAACAUCAGGUGUACCGCAAGGCAGCAUUCUUGGACCGUUGCUCUUUGUUAUAUUCAUAAAUGAUCUUCCCGAUAACGUUUCACCCAGUACGAACUCAGCACUGUAUGCAGAUGAUUCAAAGUUAUACAGAGAAAUAAAAUCGGUAGAAGAUUGCCAGUUCCUGCAAGACGACCUUGCCAAACUGGAAAAGUGGAGCACUGAUUCAAAAAUGCGAUUUAACACUGAAAAGUGCAAAGUGCUGACAAUAUCAAGAAAGCAACACCCAACGCGAUUUCCAUAUCGCAUAUAUGGUAAUGAAUUAUCUCCUUGUCAAGUCGAGAAAGAUCUUGGUAUGCUCGUGACCAGCAAUUUGAAAUGGGGCCCACACAUACUGAAGAUGGUGGCGAAGGCAAAUAAAAUGCUUGGUAUCCUCAAACGCUCAUGCUUUGACAUUAACCACACCCAGGUCAGACGGACCUUAUAUCUAACGCUAGUUAAAUCUCAACUUGUUUAUGGAAGCGAGAUAUGGUGUCCUCCUAACAACAGCCACUUAUCAAAGAAAAUCGAAGGAGUUCAAAGAAGAGCAACACUGUGGAUACUAAAGAAGAAACGCGGAGAACUAAGUUACAAACAGCGCUUAAUGCAACUUAAUUUAAUCCCGCUUGUAUACGACAGAGAACAGAAGGACUUGAUAUUUUUCUAUAAAUGCAUGUACGGUCUCACAGAUUUUGACAUAUCGCAGUAUGUUGAAGUUACAACGGGAAGGACACGCGCGGCCACUUCUGGUCUUCUGAGAACACAAGCAUGCAAAACAAGUACAUUUCAAAGUUCGUAUUGUGUUAGAAUUGUUAAACUGUGGAACUAUGUUUGUACGUCUGCUCCUUCGUAUUGUUAUGUCACUGUCUCCUCUUUUAAGUCAUACUUGCGCAAGACUUACAUCCACCUCACUAGUACUUCUUAUACUCCUGACUUACCUAGUUCACACUCACUUAUCACGACUCAAUAAAAAAUAUCUAACAUUUCUCUCUUUGUCUUUUCAUUCUUUCUGCCUUUUCAUUCUCUUAGUCUUUUCAUUUAAUCUUCCUUGUCUUUGUUUCUUGUCUUUGUUUGUUGUCUAGUGGUGAGCACCUUGCAUGGGACAUAGUCUCGUUUGUGUUUCGCCACUUUUGGCACUUUCCUCGUCUUCUUGUACAAUGUAAUUGUCCGUUUAAGUUAUGUAAAUAUUCAGUUUUUUAUGUGCCAAAUUAAAGUUGUUAAAUACCAAUAAAAUAUGUUGUCAGACGUCCA
This is a messenger RNA of Paramuricea clavata, 13922 nucleotides long. NCBI's taxonomy places the organism in Eukaryota, Metazoa, Cnidaria, Anthozoa, Malacalcyonacea, Plexauridae. The record is from the annotation of a GenBank genome assembly.